This is a messenger RNA of Clonostachys solani, 600 nucleotides long. The record is from the annotation of a GenBank genome assembly. NCBI's taxonomy places the organism in Eukaryota, Fungi, Ascomycota, Sordariomycetes, Hypocreales, Bionectriaceae.
AUGCCUGGACACCCCUUUGAGGAGAUGGGACCCCCGGCUCGCAGGCCUGCCUCCCACGUACACCGGCAACUCCAACGGCCCCUUCAACGUGAAAAUCCACCAACUCGCGUCCAAAAGCGCCCGAAAGAAACACCCUACUUCGCCGUAUUCGAACCCUUCGAGAUAAUCUACUGCCAGUCCUGCAAGGAACUGGUCCCCACCAGCUCCAUCGCCAUCGGCAUCCACCUCCAGGGUCCCUGCUACGGCAUGCCCCCCGGGCCGAAACUCGACAAGGCCGCCCUGCAGGCCCGCGCGCUCCUCGCCGCGGCCGAGGACGACAGGAACAUGAUCCGGCGGAGGGGCGAGCUGUACGCGCGGGCGGCGCGGGCGGACAUGAUCCUGCCCGAGGUGGCCUGGCUGCGGCCGCCGGCCAGCGGGUACUUUUGCCUGCUGUGCGGGCAGCCGAGGCGGAACCGGGCGGUGCUGAGGGAGCACAUGAGGAGGGUGCACGACGGGGAGAAGGACAUGUGGGGGACGACGCUGGUGCAGACGCUUAGGAGUGCCGGGGUGGACUUUCUGACGUUUCGGGUGAGGCGGGUGCGAGGAAGGGGUGGUGGGUGA